UGCUUAGCUCACGCUUCCAUCCAGCAAACCAAACCAGCUAGCCAGCUGCUGCCUCGCCGCCUUCCACCUCUCUCUCUCUACAAAUCUCUCCCCGUUUCUCUCUGCCUCUCCACCUCCACGUCCAUCUCUCUCUCUCUCUCCUCUCUCCUCUCUCCUCUCUCCUGUCGCCUUCCCACGCGCGCCGCUCGAUCCGUGUAGCUGUCAGCGAUGGCUGAGGAGGCGAAGCAAGAGACCCCCGCCGCCGCCGAGGUGGUGGUGGUGGAGAAGGCCGACGAGGUGGUGGCGGUGGAGAAGGCCGUGGAGGUGGAGGCGGAGGAGAAGAAGUUGGCGGAGCAGGAGGAGGAGGAGGAGAAGAAGGCGGAGGAGGCGGAGGAGGCCGCUGGGGGCGAUGAGGCGGCGGUGAUCGAGGGGACGGGGUCGUUCAAGGAGGAGAGCAACCUCGUCUCCGAGCUCCCCGACCCGGAGCGCACGGCGCUCGCCCAGCUCAAGGAGCUCGUCGCCGCCGCGCUUGCCGCCGGCGAGUUUGACCUUCCCCCGCCGCCGCCGCCUCCACCGGCCAAGGCGGAGGAGCCGGCCAAGGAGGAGGAACCCAAGGCCGCCGAGGCCCCCGCCGCCGAGGAGCCCAAGGCCGAGGCCGAGGCUGAGGCUGAGGCCGCCGCCACGGAGGAGCCCAAGACCGAGGAGCCCAAGACCGAGGAGCCCGCCAAGGAGGAGGAGCCCAAGGCGGCGGCGGCGGCUGCGGCCGAGGAGCCCAAGGCGGAGGCGGCGGCGGAGGAGGCCAAGCCGGCCGAGCCGGAAACGGAGGAGAAGACCGUCGUGGUCACCGAGGAUGAAGGCACCAGCAAGACGGUGGAGGCCAUCGAGGAGACCGUCGUCGUCGCCGCCCCGGCCGCGGCCGCGGAAGCCGAGGCUGCGGCGCCGAAGGAGGAGCUGAUAUGGGGCGUGCCGCUGACCGGCGACGACGAGCGCACGGACACCGUGCUGCUCAAGUUCCUCCGCGCCAGGGAGUUCAAGGUGAAGGAGGCCAUGGCGAUGCUCAAGGCGGCGGUGCUGUGGCGCAAGCGCUUCGGCAUCGACGCCGUCCUGGCCGCCGACCUCGGCCUGCCGGAGCUCGAGAACGUGGUGUUCUACCGCGGCGCCGACCGCGAGGGCCACCCCGUCUGCUACAACGUCUACGGCGAGUUCCAGGACAAGGACCUCUACGAGAAGGCCUUCGGCGACGAGGAGAAGCGGGAGCGAUUCCUCAAGUGGCGCAUCCAGCUCCUCGAGCGCGGCAUCCUCGACCAGCUCGACUUCUCCCCCAGCGGCAUCUGCUCCAUGGUGCAGGUCACCGACCUCAAGAACUCGCCGCCCAUGCUCGGCAAGCACCGCACCGUCACCCGCCAGGCGCUCGCCCUGCUCCAGGACAACUACCCCGAGUUCAUCGCCAAGAAGAUUUUCAUCAACGUGCCAUGGUGGUACAUUGCGGCUAACAAAAUGGUGAGUCCGUUCCUCACACAACGCACCAAGAGCAAGAUCAUCUUUUGCACCGCAGCCAAGUCUGCAGAGACCCUUUUCAGAUACAUUGCUCCUGAGCAAGUCCCUGUCCAAUUCGGAGGCCUCUACAAAGAGGAUGACACCGAGUUCUCCACCUCAGAUGCUGUCACAGAGCUUCCGAUCAAACCUUCAUCCAAAGAAACUGUUGAGAUUCCUGCUACUGAGAACUCCACGGUUGUGUGGGAGCUUCGGGUGCUUGGGUGGGAGGUGAGCUACGGUGCAGAGUUCACCCCUGAUGCAGAGGGUGGCUACACUGUCAUUGUGCAGAAGACAAGGAAGGUGCCCGCCAAUGAAGAGCCGAUCAUGAAGGGCAGCUUCAAGGUUGGCGAGCCUGGCAAGAUCGUCCUCACAGUCGACAACGCAGCAUCCAAGAAGAAGAAGCAGCUUCUUUACCGAUUCAAGGUCAAGAGCUCCUCUGAAUCUGCCUAAGGUUCGAGAUAUUUGGCUCUAUAGAUAUGAUCACCAACCAAGGUCCACAGGUCCAUACCACCACCAUUUGAACAUGUUGCAUCAUAGAAGAGAACAAUAAGAUUUUUAGGUGGUCUUUUGUGGUUUUGUUCUUUAAUUUGUUGGCUUGCUGUUCUUCUGGGGGGUUCACAUUUGUAUGUGUUUACUUAAAACCAAAGUGAGCUUGUUCUAUGAGAGAUAGGUGGGAGAAGGUGGGGGGAGGAGUAUGAGAUGGUGAUGUUUCUUGUCUUCUUGAGGUCAGGACAGGAGGGAGGGAACUGUGGAAGGAAGAACUGAAGACUAGCUGUUGCUGAUCUGUAUAUCUGUCUGUACAUUGCAUCCAUGGAUUCUCUUUCAGCAACAUGUUAAUUUUUAGAAGAGAAGCAUUUCGUUUUUGUCGUCA
Messenger RNA from Oryza sativa Japonica Group (Japanese rice), 2386 nucleotides. Its product is annotated as patellin-3. The record is from RefSeq and is a predicted model, not a curated record. NCBI's taxonomy places the organism in Eukaryota, Viridiplantae, Streptophyta, Magnoliopsida, Poales, Poaceae. Gene Ontology annotation, molecular function: lipid binding.